Molecule: messenger RNA, 597 nt
Organism: Macrosiphum euphorbiae (potato aphid)
Lineage: Eukaryota; Metazoa; Arthropoda; Insecta; Hemiptera; Aphididae
Source: the annotation of a GenBank genome assembly
AUGUAUGAAGUACACGUUCUUUUUGUAGGCUAUUGUCGGCCAACAGAAGGUGGCAUGCUGGCCAAUUGUACCUGUACAUUGGUCAAAGGUCCUAAAAACAUUAUUGUUGACACUAUGACUCCGUGGGAUGGUAAGAAUUUAAUAAAUGCUAUUGAACAACAUGGAAUCGGAUGUGAUGACAUUGAUUAUGUAAUUAGUACUCAUGGCCACUCUGAUCAUGUGGGUAACAAUAAUUUAUUUUUGAAUGCUAAGCAUCUGGUGGGCCGAUGUAUUAGUUACAAACAGAUGUACUAUGAUGACAGUACAUUUUUCAACAGUGACGGUGUGUAUGAAAUUGAUGAGAAUAUUAGAGUUAUCUCAACCCCUGGACAUACUCUGACGGACGUAUCUGUUAUUGUUCAAACAACCAAAGCAUCAAUUGGAAUUGUAGGCGAUUUGUUUGAAAGUGAAGACGAUAUAAUGGAUGAAUCCAUUUGGUUAAAUGCUGGUAGUGAAAAUCCAGAUUCACAAAAAAAAUAUAGAAAAGCUAUUAUGGAACAGGUGGAUUGGAUUAUACCAGGUCAUGGUGCUAUGUUCUCUACCAAGAAAUACAAGUGA